AUGUUCAAAAAGAGCAGAAGAUUGAAAAGUGUAUCGAAUGCUAUAAAGUCAGUUUCGAGCGCUGAUGCGUCCGCAGGUAUUUCAUCAAAGAUGUUUGAUAUAAAAGAGGUGAGUCGUUACGGUAUGAACGGGAAGGUCACCAAGUUUGCUUUUGAUCCUGUCCAAAGCUUGUUAGCGGUUGCCACUGAUGCAGGGGAAAUCCAUGUUUACGGAAAACAGCAAGUGGAGGUCGUUUUCACGUUAGAUUCAAAGGCAUUCAUCAAACACCUACGGUUUGUGAAGGGUAUAUACUUAGUGGCAGUGAAUUCAAAGGAUGCGGUUUUGGUACUUUCAUUACUUUCUAAACGGAUUUUAGCUUCUUUUUUUGCUCCUGGGAAGAUAACCUGCGUUGAAACAGAUCCAUCACUUGACUGGAUGCUCAUAGGGUUACAAAGUGGAACAACGGUGAUAUACGAUAUUGAUAGAGACAGUUUAUCACCGGUACGGAUUGAAAAUCUUCAAAAAAGUCAUUUUUUUCCCAAAAGUUCGCUUUCUCCGGUGGUGUCGUUACAAUGGAACCCAAGAGAUAUUGGAACAAUACUUAUUUCUUAUGAAAAAGUUAGCGUGACUUACUCACUGAUUGAAGGUGAAAUUAAGCAGCAUUUUAUUUAUGACUUGCCUCCUUUUGCGCCGGGGGGAGAUCCAACCGAGAAAAAUGACGUGAAGAGAAGCCCAAAAGUGAUACAAUCAGUAUAUCAUCCAAAUUCGUUGAAUAUACUAACUGUACACGAAGACAACUCUCUAGUCUUUUGGGACUGUAAUAGUGGUAAACUUAUACAGGCAAGAACCCUUUUCGAUACAGACGUGAACGUUCCUAAAAAUGUCAACGAUCUGUCGCCAAUGAAAAAUUCCCCAAUCUUCAAAGUAUCAUGGAUUUGCCAAGCUAAUCCAGAAUAUACGUCCCUCUUAAUUGCAGGUGGCUCUUCGAAUAUUGAUGCAGGUUGUCACAACCUCACAAUGAUAGAUCUUGGGGGAACUCCACUAUAUUCGGUGACGUCGUAUGAAAAAAUGAGCCAGUAUUACGCCAAUCCCGUGAAACAAAAGAUACUGCCCAUUCCUAACGAGCAAUCAGUUGUCGACUUUCUUCCUCUCGCCAGAGGGUCACCAUACUUUUCAGGAUGUCAUGACCCAGGCUUCAUACUUAUUCUACUUGCAGACGGUGGCAUCGAGACUCUCUUAUAUCCCUCAGGCCAUGUUUCUUACAAAGCUUCGUUAUUCCCUCAAAGUAUAUCCUGGGUUCGACCAGAGGCCACAAAAUCAGUGGCCACGUCAGUUCCAAAUAAACUUUGGUUGGGUAUGAUGUCGUCUACUUACAGCAAAGAUUAUCUAUUGAAGGGUGGUGCACCAGUGAAAAAGCCACUGAGAGUACAUGAUACGAGGUCGUCAUUAGCUACAGGUCACACAAACGGAUCCGUCAGAAUAUGGGAUGCAUCUCAUGGGGAAUUGGAUGAAAGCGCCGUGUUCGACGUAAGUGUUUCAAGUGUAUUGAAUACUGCUACUGGUAUUGCAGUUAAUCAUAUUUCAUUUGCAUCAGAAACUGCGGAAUUAGCUGUCUCAAUUGAUGCAGGGGAUGUAGUUUUAUUCAAGUUCCAAACCAAUCAGUUUUACGCUCCGGCGGGGAGUCCUAUCCCCCAUGAUGUUGAAGUGAAUUUCAGGAGAUUUUCUCUGAACGCGUCAACCGAAAUUAUGGUGGACGUAUCCGACAGAGCGCCUAAAAAUAUAAGGGAAGGAUUCAUGCCGAUCACAGCCAUUCAUGCUCGGAAGGGCAAAACGACUUCUUUAACGAACAGCAAUGUUGGUUUCGUAGGCAUAGCUUACGAGGAAGGGACUAUUAUGGUAAUUGAUAGACGGGGCCCGGCAAUCAUUUUCUUGGAGAACGUUAAAAAGAUAUCAAGACAGAGAAGUGCUUACGUCACUUCGAUUGACUUUUCGAUAAUGGAGUUUGGCGAAGAUGGUUAUUCUAGCAUUUUGAUGUUAUGUGGUACAGAUGCUGGUGAGCUGCUUAUUUUCAAGGUUUUACCAGACCCCAGUGGAAGGUUUUCUGUUAAAACUAUUGAUUCUACAAAAACGAAUGACUCUGGCCCAAUUAUUUCCAUCGAUUCGUUCUCUAAAACAUCGUCUAACCCGUGUUCCGCCACAAUAUCCAUGAUGCGUGACCUCUCAAAGGGUGUACCUAUACCAGGGCAAAUCAUGAUAUGUGGUGCUUUUGACAUUCGCCUUUUGAGUCCGGGCAGAUCGAAGGAUAGCCAUAGGAUUUUCAAAUACCCGAUUGCCUCUGCAGGCCUUUCUUAUUUCAAACUCCCUCCUGUGAAGGGAGUAAAACGUGUCGCCACUGUUAUCAUAUGUUUACUGGUCAAUGGGGAGGUGAAGAUAUUGAAUGUACCAGAGCUAAAAGAAAUCAAGUCUCUAACAUUACCAAUGCCUAUUCAUAGCAAGUACAUCACUGAAUCUUCCAUUUUAAGAAAUGGUGAUAUCGUCGCAAGAGUUGGGAAAGCUGAGGCAAGCUUAUUAACAGUUUUAAAAGAAACGGCCUCUGAUAUCGACAAGGACAACCAGAGCUCAGCAAAUUCUGCCACUGACUCUUUAUACAACCCCAAUCUGAGAAUUGCAUGCAGACCACAAGUGAACUCUUUACAAUGGGCUCGUGGGACUGUAUACGUAAGACCCGAAGAUCUUUCGCGAUUACUUGGUGGUGAUAGAAAGCCUUCCAAGUAUGAAGAGAGCGCCAUUGCGAAUGGAACUAUUUCAAUCGAUCCUCAAGAAAAAGUUAGUAAUAGCCAUGAACUAUCUGCUGCGAAUAAUCAUCAAUAUCAAGCACCAGUGAGACAUGCUGCUAAAUCUGGUGGAUAUGGCACCAUGAAAUAUAUCUCCCGUGCCGUUGAGAACGGAAUGGAUAACAUAGAGGGAACAUUCAAUGAUUACGCAGUGGCAGCUAACGAGACUAUUAAUGAGGCUUUGGAGCAAACCGGUUCUGAUCUUGUGAAGGGUGCAUUCAAGUCAAAGAUGGGAUUUUAA
Lachancea fermentati is the source of this 3054-nucleotide messenger RNA. The record is from the annotation of a GenBank genome assembly. NCBI's taxonomy places the organism in Eukaryota, Fungi, Ascomycota, Saccharomycetes, Saccharomycetales, Saccharomycetaceae.